UGAAAAGCUGCCAGUCCCUAGGGUCCCACAGCAGCCUCCCUCCUCCUCAGGAAGAUGAACCGGCUCUGUCUCUCUGCGGCUCUCCUGGUCCUCCUGGCCAUCUUGGUGGUGGGCACCAGUUCCCAAGAUGCGCCGCCGGCCUUCUGCCUGGAGCCCCCCUACACGGGCCCCUGCAGGGCCUCGAUAAGGAUGUUCUUCUACAAUGCCAACUCGGGACGCUGCGAGACCUUUGUGUUCGGUGGCUGCAGGAGGAGGAAGAACGCCUUCAUGGAGGAGGAGGAGUGCAUGCGGGUCUGUGGGGGACAUGGCCACAGCGCUGACGGCAUCCAGCUCUGAGCGUCAGCCAUGGCGAGCGGUGGUGGCCCGGGCAUCUUCCAGAAAGAGAUCUUCCAACCCCUGUGAUGCGCGACAUAUUUGCUGUCUUUGUGACUUUAGAUGCUCUGGCCUUAUAUUAAACCAACUGCAAUGGA
Messenger RNA from Ictidomys tridecemlineatus (thirteen-lined ground squirrel), 470 nucleotides. Its product is annotated as serum basic protease inhibitor-like. Gene Ontology annotation, molecular function: serine-type endopeptidase inhibitor activity. Lineage: Eukaryota; Metazoa; Chordata; Mammalia; Rodentia; Sciuridae. The record is from RefSeq and is a predicted model, not a curated record.